CGCUCUGCCCUACCUCGAGCAGUCGCUGAACGCGAUCUUGUCUGCCAGUUUUAGCAGCGGUUCUAUCUGGAUCCUCCGUACACAACCUACGACAAUUACUGAUAAUUACUGAAGACCUUUUCUUCUUUUGGAAGACCGUUCUCACCAUGGGCGACAAGAAGAGCCCUACCAGGCCGAAAAGACAAGCUAAACCAAGUGCUGACGACGGAUUUUGGGACUGUAGCGUCUGCACCUUCAAGAACAGUGCAGAGGCUUUUAAAUGCAGCAUCUGCGAUGUGAGGAAGGGCACAUCGACAAGGAAACCCAGGAUCAACUCCCAGCUGGUGGCCCAGCAGGUGGCUCAGCAGUACGCCACGCCUCCCCCACCCAAGAAGGAGAGGAAGGAGAGGCCUGAGAGGGAGCACGACCCAGACGGGGAGCUGGUGGAUGUGGAGGGGGAGCACCAUGAGGGAGUGCGUCCGGAGAGAGUGAGGCCAGAUGAAGGAGAAUCUCCCCUGGAUAACGGCAGGAAGGAGACACCAGACAAUGACAAAGCAGAGAAAAUGAAAGAGGUAAAAGCGGAGGAGGAGGAGAAAGAGGAGGAGGAGGAGGAGGAGGAGAAAGAGGAGGUGAAAGAGGAUGAGAAAGAGGAGAAAGAGAUCAGCCCAACCAGGCCCAUCACCAAGAGACCCAGCCUCAAGGAGAUCAGCCCAACCAGGCCCAUCAUCAAGAGACCCAGCCUCAAGGAGAUCAGCCCAACCAGGCCCAUCACCAAGAGACCCAGCCUCAAGGAGAUCAGCCCAACCAGGCCCAUCACCAAGAGACCCAGCCUCAAGGAGAUCAGCCCAACCAGGCCCAUCACCAAGAAACACAGUCUCAAGGAGAUCAGCCCAACCAGGCCCAUCACCAAGAAACACAGUCUCAAGGAGAUCAGCCCAACCAGGCCCAUCACCAAGAAACACAGCCUCAAGGAGAUCAACCCAACCACGCCCAUCACCAAGAAACCCAGCCUCAAAGAGAUCAGCCCAACUAGGCCCAUCACCAAGAAACCCAAUAACAAAGAGAUCAGCCUAGUCAGGCCCAUCAUCAAGAAACCCAACAUCAAAGAGAUCAGCCUAGCCAGGCCCAUCACCAAGAAAUCCAGCAUCAAAAAGAUCAGACCCAAGACAGACAUUCACCAGAGUCCACCUAGUGAUAAACACAGUGUACAAUCUGGGAAGUCAACAACCAAGACCACCAACUCUCACAUCUCCAGGCCCAAACUGAAGAAUAUUGACCGGAGCACCGCCCAGCAGCUAGCGAUAACGGUGGGGAAUGUGACGGUCAUCAUAACAGACUUUAAGGAGAAGACCCGUUCCUCCUCCACAUCCUCAUCCACCGUGACAUCCAGCGCAGGCUCUGAGCAGCAGCAUCAGAGCUCCGGCUCCGAGAGCAUGGACAAGAGCUCGACUCGCACCUCCACUCCCAAAGGAGAGCUCUCUGUGGGGCAAGAUGAGUCCUUCUGAGCCCUCCAGUCCAGAUGCUCUGAGAGGACUCUGUGGAUGGGAUCCCUUAGGGGGAGAUAUUUCACCUUCCUACUGCUGCCCUACCCCCUGCACCCAUCUCCAUUCCAUCACCAUCCCUGGAUGCUGAGAGAGCUCGCUGAUUGGAGCGGCCCCAGCGUCUGCCUGAUGGUUAACGUCUAACCAUGGGUACACGUUGUGCAUGGCCCAUGCGGGAGAGUGGGGCUGACAGGAAUAAUGUACUGUUUUAUAUUUGUAUGUGGAUAUGUGGCUGAUUCAACAUUUUUGUUUUUGUAUAAAGAAAUUAUCUGCACAAUAACCACCAUUUUAACAACUCUGAAAUAUUAUUACCCUUAUUUAUUACUUGUUUCACCUGUAUAAUUUUAGACUUUUCUUGUUGAGGCUUUGCUUUAUAGUGCUACCUAUCGCUCCCCUUGACACUAUUUUUGAUGGUUGUACUGGUAGGAUAGGACAAGGCUUGAUACACCCACACAAUGGUGCUAGAUAGAGACAGACUGUGAAACAGUUUCCAACGUGGGACGGUCGUUCACACAAUACAACAGUGCUAAUAACCCAGAAAUGUUCGCUUUCUCUCGUCCACUCUUUCUCACACUAUCACUCUCCUACAGUGAGUGUGGACCUCUGUGUAGUCUGGUCUUUCAGGUUGAUAUGUAGAGGUCAAUGUGUAGCAUAAAAGGGUAACCUGUUUGAUUUGAAAAUCCUACGACGUAAACUCAACACACCCAAACCUUUUCUUCUAGCUUUCUUUGUCUAUGAUUUAGUUUGAUAUAGAAUUGAUGGCCUGUCUUUAACUGUAUGGUGUAGGCGAUAGUGAAAAACACUAAAGUUGUUGGAUGUUUUUUGCAUUCCGUCGCUUCAAUAUUGUUUAGCCAUUUGAGGGAUGGAGUGGGACCCUCUGCUUUGAGACAGGUUUAUUUCUGUAGUGACUGAAGGUAAGUUUAGAUCCACCUGUUAAGACCAGAGUUUGAACUGUAAUAUAGUGAUUCCCUCUACCGUUUAUAAUAUCCAGCUGACGCUAAGGGACUUCAGCUUGUAAUAAGUCCUAGCUAACGUUUAGCCUACUAAUCUUCUUUUCAAAUUCUGUUUACAAAGUUGUAAUUUUCCAGUCCGUUUUGUGCAAAUGCCUGGACAGAUUGAGAAUUGAUUUGAGUGACUUAUUCUGAUAAGAUAUAUUUAAGACUCCCAAUAUGUAGGCAAGUGAAGGCAGAAACAUUGCAAGUAGAUGAUAUAAUAGAAUAUUGCAUUUUGUUUUGAAUUUUCAAAGCAGUUACAGCUUACCUAAAUAACCAAUUAAAUGGUUCUAAUUCUCCUUUAGACAAAUAUAGACAAACACAAUUUCCUCUUAACUGUAAUAAAUUGUAUAAAGAAUAAAUGUGUAUAUGAUAUCUUAGUUUUAUUUAUUGAAGGACCAAAGGAAUUUCAUAAUGACAUGAUACAUAGACAAAUGAAUAACAAUUUGAGAUGCAAUUAUAAAAUGUGUGAAAUGAAAUACAUUUUAAAUAAAGACUAAUAUAAUCCA
Oncorhynchus gorbuscha (pink salmon) is the source of this 3021-nucleotide messenger RNA. RefSeq names its product RING1 and YY1-binding protein-like. Gene Ontology annotation, biological process: positive regulation of DNA-templated transcription. Bases 147 to 1484 code for a protein of 445 amino acids. Gene Ontology annotation, cellular component: nucleus. The transcript is spliced from 5 exons. NCBI's taxonomy places the organism in Eukaryota, Metazoa, Chordata, Actinopteri, Salmoniformes, Salmonidae. Gene Ontology annotation, molecular function: transcription coregulator activity; DNA binding. The record is from RefSeq and is a predicted model, not a curated record.